CCCAGAACGUGACGGUGGAGGAGAUCCUGGCCGCGUACCGCCAGGCCUGCCAGAAGCUCAACUGCCGCCAGAUCCCCAAACUCCUGAAGCAGAUCCAGGAAUUUAAGGAUCUGACUCCCAGGAUCGACUGCUUGGAUCUCAAGGGGGAGAAGUUGGAUUACCGCUCCUGUGAGGCCAUGGAGGAGAUCUUCAAGCGCCUCCAGUUCAAGCUGCUGGACCUGGAGCAGACCAGCCUGGACGAGGACGGCGCCUCGGCGCUCUUCGACAUGAUCGAGUACUACGAGUCGGCCACGCACCUCAACAUCGGCUCCAACAAGCACCUGGGGGCACGCGGCUGGCAGGCGGCGGCGCACAUGAUGAGGAAGACCAGCUGCCUGCAGGCCCUGGACGCCCGGAACACUCCGCUCCUGGAUCACUCGGCUCCCUUCGUGGCGCGGGCGCUGCGGAUCAGCAGCAGCCUGACGAUCCUGCACCUGGAGAACACGGCGCUCUCCGGGAGGCCGCUCAUGCUGCUCGCCACGGCGCUGAAGAUGAACGUGACGCUGCGGGAGCUUUACCUGGCCGACAACAAACUCAACGGGCUGCAGGACUCGGCGCAGCUGGGAAACCUGCUGAAGUGCAACGGCUGCCUCCAGACGCUGGACCUGCGCAACAACCACCUGCUCGACUCCGGGCUGGCGUACCUGUGCGAGGGGCUGCGGGAGCAGCGCCGGGGGCUGGUGACGCUCGUGCUCUGGAACAACCAGCUGAGCCACGCCGGCAUGGCCUACCUGGGCAUGACCCUGCCGCACACGCAGAGCCUGGAGACGCUGAACCUGGGCCACAACGCCAUCGGGAACGAGGGCGUGCGGAACCUGAAGAACGGAUUGAUCGGGAAUCGCUCCGUGCUGCGCCUGGGGCUGGCCUGCACCAAGAUCACCUGCGAAGGCGCGGUGGCGGUGGCCGAGUUCGUGGCCGAGAGCUCGCGGCUGCUGCGCCUGGACCUGCGCGAGAACGAGGUCAAGACCGGCGGCCUGAUGGCGCUGAGCCUGGCGCUGCGCGUCAACCGCUCCCUGCUGCGCCUCGACCUCGACCGCCAGCCCAAGAAGGAGCCCGUGAAGAGCUUCCUGGAGACGCAGAAGGCGCUGCUGGCCGAGAUCCAGAACGGCUGCAAGCGGAAUUUCGUCCUGGCGCGGGAGCGGGAGGAGCGGGAGCAGCAGCUGCAGCGCUCGGCCUCCAUGGCCGAGAUCGGCAGCGAGCGCCCGGACGAUCCCGAGGAGAACCCCCGGGAAAAUCCCGAGGAGAACCCCCGGGAAAAUCCCCGGGAGAAUCCCGGAGCGAGCGCCGGCGCCGGCCCGGAGGAGAACGGGAGCGCGGCUCCGGCCGGAGAUUCCGGCUCCGACAGCGACGAGGAGGGCGAGGAGCAGGGAAAGGACUCGAGGGAGGUCGUGGAAUCCUCUGGGAAUUCCGGGAACGCCGAGCGCAGGAUUUCCGUCUCCAGCCCCGGCAGAGGCCGCAAGGUCUUCGUGGUGACGCGCGUGGAGAACGUUCCGGAAGGGCCCGGGGCCGUUCCCAGGGAAUCGGGGAUUGUUCCCGAGGGAUCCGGGGCCGUUCCCGAGGAAUCGGGGGCUGCUCCCGGUGGAUCUGAGGCUGUUCCGGAAGGAUCCGGGACAAUUCCCGAUGGAUCCGGGACAAUUCCCGAUGGAUCCGGGACAAUUCCCGACGGAUCUGGAGCCGUUCCCAACAGAUCCAAAGCCUCUCCCGAUGGAGCCGGGCUCGUUCCUGAGGGAUCCAAGGUUGUUCCUGAUGGAUCCAGGAUAAUUCCCGAUGGAUCUGGGACUGUUCCUGAUGGAUCCGGGGUUGUUCCUGAUGGAUCUGGGGUUGUUCCUGAUGGAUCCGGGACAAUUUCCGAUGGAUCUGGAGCUGUUCCUGAUGGAUCUGGGACAAUUUCCGGUGGAUCUGGGACAAUUCCUGAUAGAUCUGGGAUAAUUUCCGAUGGAUCUGGAGCUGUUCCUGAUGGAUCUGGGAUAACUUCUGAUGGAUCUGAGACAAUUCCUGAUAGAUCUGGGACAAUUUCCGAUGGAUCUGGGACAAUUUCUGAUGGAUCUGGGACAAUUUCUGAUGGAUCUGGGGCUGUUCCUGAUAGAUCUGGGAUAAUUUCUGAUGGAUCUGGGACAAUUUCCGAUGGAUCUGGAGCCGUUCCUGAUGCUUCCAGGGUUGUUCCCGCCGGAUCCGUCCCCGUUCCCGAACUGCCGCCGCGGCGGGCGGGCGCGUCCCAGGGAAUUCCCUGCGGGAGCCCUUCCCGGGAUUCGCCGCUUCCCAACGGCCUCAAGGCCGAUUUCGCUCGGGCGCUGCCGGAGCCGGGCCCGGACGGAGACGGGAAAUCGCCGGGAGCGCGCGCGGCCGAGCACGAGCCGAGCUGCUCCCGGAACGAGCAGGAGCUGCAGGAGCUGCUCCUCGACGCCAGCCAGGAACCGGCUCCGGAGCCGCUCUGAGCGCAGGUCCCGGAAGAGAGGGGGGUGGGGAAGGAUCCGGAAGGAUUUUUUUUUCCCCCCCCUUCUCUGUUCCCGCUCGGCGCAAGAUUCCAAGCGAACCUCGGGAAUUUCGGGACUUUUUCUGGGAAAAAACAAACAAAAAAAAAGACACCAAAAGCGACAACUCCGACGGAAUUUUUUUCUGGUUUUUUUUUUCCCGGUUUUUCCCGGUUUUUCCCGGCCUCCGAGGGAGGCGGGGAAGGAGGAGGAGCUCGGCUUUCCCCGGGAAUUCCCGGAGCCGUUCCCGGCGGGAUCCGGCGGCCGCGACACUACAGGGACCGGGAACGGCCGGAGCGGCGGGAAUUCGGGAAUUCCGUCCCCUUAAAAAAAAACAACAAACAAAAAGAAAAUCCCGGGAUCCUCGGCGCUUUAUUUAUUUUUGAUUUCCCGUCCUUUUCCGGU
Messenger RNA from Hirundo rustica (Barn swallow), 2915 nucleotides. RefSeq names its product protein phosphatase 1 regulatory subunit 37 (gene PPP1R37). The record is from RefSeq and is a predicted model, not a curated record. The transcript has 12 exons. The annotation marks the transcript as partial. Gene Ontology annotation, molecular function: protein binding. Lineage: Eukaryota; Metazoa; Chordata; Aves; Passeriformes; Hirundinidae.